ACUGUGCACUCUUUACUGGCAGUUUCAAAAGAAAGGCAAAGCAGGAAACAUAUGAGGUGAGGAAUUCAUCCCUACUUCCCACAUCCCUAGAUUCCUGUUGCAAUUGGAUAGGCUGGCAUAGCCUCUGAUCUGUGAUUAGACUAGCGGUGCUCUGUCACUGAAAGUAUAACUUAAAGGUUCAACACUUACCUUGAUAAUCCAGCAGCAGUGUUUUAAUUCAGGGCUUACUCUGUGUGAUGCGUGAUGCUAACAUUACAAAUAUAUGGGGACACGAUGAAGGCCUUUGUACUUCUAAUACUGGGAAUGCUUCUUCCUGAAUCAAUCUUUGCUCGUCCUUCUAUUCAAAUCUAUGACCUUGAUGAACAUUUUCACUCUGGAUCUGGUAUCAUACUAGAGAAACAUGAGGUGGAAAUUGGUACCCUGUCCCCCUUUAGUGACAGAGAUGAGAUUCGAGAAGUAGAACAACGUUUCAUUUUCAGUGCAGAGCAUGAAUUACCACCAGAAAAACCUGUAAAACCAUUACCUCUGCCACCUGCAGUUCUUGGACCUCAAACCCAGAAAGAUCUUCCCACCUGCCUUCUGUGUACCUGCCUCAUCACCACAGUCUAUUGUGAUGACCUAAAACUUGACCACGUGCCACCACUUCCCAAGAACACCACCCACUUCUAUGGUCGUUACAACAAGAUUAAGAAGAUCAACAAGAAUGACUUCGCUAAUCUAAAUAAAUUAAAGAAGAUUGAUGUUACUGCUAAUCGUAUAUCUGAGAUAGAUGAGGAUGCUUUCAGAGAACUACCAGCACUAGAAGAACUGCUGAUCCAUGAAAACCAGGUCCGAAAACUGCCCGAACUGCCUAACACCAUGACUCUCAUUGAUGCCAGUAACAACAGACUUGGGCGCACAGGAAUAAUACAUGAGGCUUUCAAGGACAUGUACAACCUCCAGUAUCUCUUCUUAUCUGAAAACAAACUGGACCAUAUCCCAAUUCCACUGCCGGAUAGUCUUCGUGCUUUACAUCUUCAGAACAACAAUAUUCAAGAGAUGCAUGAAGAUACCUUCUGCAACAGUAAAGACCUCACCUAUGUUCGCAAAGGAUUGGAGGAUAUUAGACUGGAUGAAAAUCCCAUCAACUUGAGUAAAACACCUAAUGCAUACAUUUGCCUUGUACGCAUUCCCACAGGAAGGCUCAUAUAAAUGAAAUUACACUCCCAAAAAAGGGUGUGUUUAUAGUAUUCACAAAUAGAGUGCACAGCAUAAUGUUUAUAAAUUUUACAUUUUGUUUAAUAAAAAGUGUAAAACAAAGAACCUGUCCUAGAUUCUUCCUGUCUAGCAGGAAGUAAGGGAUCACCACAAUCACCGGAACAAAAAGAAAUCAGUCCAUUUGCAGUAAAAUAAUUUCUUAAAAUAUGCAAUGUCACUCUCAUAUUAUAUUUGACAUUAGUGUUAUUUUACCAUGAAAAAGCCAUAGAAAAUCCAAUAAAAUUUGUGAAAUGUG
This is a messenger RNA of Protopterus annectens (West African lungfish), 1492 nucleotides long. It is a transcript of the gene EPYC, whose product is annotated as epiphycan. The record is from RefSeq and is a predicted model, not a curated record. Gene Ontology annotation, molecular function: protein binding. The transcript is spliced from 8 exons. Bases 244 to 1191 code for a protein of 315 amino acids. NCBI's taxonomy places the organism in Eukaryota, Metazoa, Chordata, Ceratodontiformes, Protopteridae.